AUGGUUCACAUUCCCAAAUUCAACGCCGUCCUCGUCGUUUCCGCGCUGGCCUCGCUCAUCACAGUUCCUGCGGUCCCUAUCACGCAGCCUUUCGAGGGCAACGGCACUGGCAGAACCACACACCUCAAGGCCCUUGGGGGCAACAUCGGCGCUGGCGCUCUCCCGAGCUCCGGACUCAGAGGCGCAAAAGCCGCCCCGUCAGUCGCUGGUGCAGUCGCUACCGCCCCUUCGACUGCGAUCAACGGCGUCGCUCCCUCUUCGAGUGUGGGCCCAGCUGCCUCGCAGACAUCACCGGAUGCAAGCUUCAUCCCCUCUCGCCCGACUUCCGUCGCUGCGGUCGCUACUGAAACUGUCACACAAACACUUGUGGUGACGGUUUCGAGUCCUCCCCUCGCCACGGUCACUGUCACGCUCGCGCAGGUUGAGCCGCAGGCUGCUGGCGGAGUCAUCGACGGCGUCGCUGGAGGAAGCGCCGGAGUCGCUGCGGUCGGCAACACCCCAACCUUCACCUCCCCUGCCCCCAAUCUCCCCGUCGCGACUCGAGUGGCGGCCACAGGACCCAAGCGGGACGAUACUCCAAGGGGAGGGAGUGGGCCUAAGCUCAUCUAG
Molecule: messenger RNA, 609 nt
Organism: Pleurotus ostreatus (oyster mushroom)
Lineage: Eukaryota; Fungi; Basidiomycota; Agaricomycetes; Agaricales; Pleurotaceae
Exons: 2
Coding region: 1-609 (202 amino acids)
Source: RefSeq, a predicted model, not a curated record